Messenger RNA from Mugil cephalus (flathead mullet), 3833 nucleotides. Its product is annotated as dnaJ homolog subfamily C member 16-like. Lineage: Eukaryota; Metazoa; Chordata; Actinopteri; Mugiliformes; Mugilidae. The record is from RefSeq and is a predicted model, not a curated record. Bases 227 to 2587 code for a protein of 786 amino acids. The transcript is spliced from 15 exons.
CGUGCCUUUCGACACCGACUGACCGCCUCCCCCUCUACUCCUGCUUAGCAUCAGUAGCAGCAGGUUGUCAGCUCGCCGAGGAGGGACUGUGGGAUGCAGCCGAACACACCCUUCGCAUUUCGCCGUUAACCGAGAACUAGGAACCGAAAUAGAGACAAAAAACCUUCAGCUAAAAUGUGGCGCAGUAGCGGCUGACCGCAUCCGUUUGAGGUAACUGUGGUCAAAGAUGUCUCUGCCGCUGGCUGUAGUGGUGGUCCUGUCUGUGCUGCUGGCAGGACCAACCCACGCUGGGCCUGACAUGGACCCAUACAAAAUCCUGGGAGUGACCAGGAGUGCAAGCCAGGCUGAGAUCAAGAAGGUCUACAAGCGUCUCGCAAAAGAAUGGCAUCCUGACAAAAACAAAAAUCCAGGAGCUGAGGACAUGUUUAUAAAGAUUACUAAAUCGUAUGAGAUCCUGUCCAGUGAGGACAAACGCACCAAUUAUGACCGCUAUGGGCAGACUGAUGAUACCCAGCCUUAUGGCAAUGGCCGCUAUGCACAUCGCCGGGACAGCUUCUACUUCGACGAGUCCUUCUUCAACUUUCCCUUCAACGGCAAGAACCAUAGAGACUUUGCUGACAGCAAGUACACAUUGCAUUUCAACCAGUAUGUUAACGACGUGGUGCCCGACAGCUACAAGAGGCCGUACCUGAUAAAGAUAACCUCUGACUGGUGCUUCAGCUGCAUCCAUAUCGAGCCUGUCUGGAAAGAGGUGGUGCAGGAGAUGGAGAGUUUAGGUGUCGGAGUAGGUGUUGUGGAUGUUGGUUACGAGAGACGGCUAGCUAAUCACCUCGGUGCUCACCGCACUCCGUCGAUACUAGGAGUCAUCAGUGGCAAGGUGACGUUUUUCCAUUAUGCUGUUGCAAAGGAGCACCUGAGACAGUUUGUAGAAGACCUUCUUCCUCAGAGACUUGUGGAGCGGGUUACAGACAAGAAUAACUUGCAGUUCUUGAACAGCUGGCAUGAGCUCAACAAACCCCAUGUGCUUCUGUUUGACCAAGUGCCUGUUGUUCCUCUACUAUACAAACUGACAGCUUUUGCUUAUAAGGAUUACUUGCAGUUUGGCUAUGUGGACCAGGGCCUUUCAGAGACCGGCAAUCUGCAGAAACAGUUUAAUAUCAACACGUACGCACCGACCAUGCUGGUCUUCAAAGAGAAUGUUGACAAGCCAGCUGACAUUAUACAGGCUAAAGGAAUGAAGAAGCAAAUUAUUGAUGAGUUCAUGGCAAACAACAAGUUUCUCCUUGCACCGCGGCUGGUCAAUCAGAAGCUCUUUGAUGAGCUCUGUCCUGUCAAACAGUUCCACAGACGCAGGAAAUACUGUGUGCUGCUGAUCACAGGUGAUGAGGAAACCUUUUCUUUUGGAAACCAGGCAUUUCUCUCAUUUGCUUCCACCAAUACUAGAGAAGUUGUGAGGUUUGCAUAUGUGUACCAACGACUCCAGCAACCACUUUGUGACAUCCUCAUGCAAAACAAAGACAGCGCACAGUCACCACCGCAGGUGGUGAUCCUGGAGAGGCGCAAUGCUGCGGGGAAGGCGUUGUACAAGCCGGUCACCGCCUGGAACGGCAGCAAGGAGGACAAGCAGCUCCUAGUGGAGGAGUUGGACAGACUUCAAAAGGACCCGUCGAUCCUGAUCCAUGACGUCAUGCUGCCCGAACUCAACAACGAGUUUGCCUCUAUGUUUGUAAUUCGAUGGAUCUAUGCAUCUUACGAUUACCUCUCUGAAGUCAUUGAUGAUAUUCUACAUAACAACUGGCGUGAGAUGAUGCCUCUUCUGUCCCUCAUCUUCUCUGCCUUGUUUAUCUUGUUUGGAACUGUGGUCAUUCAGGCCUUCAGCGACUCAAGUGAUGAUAAGCAGACAAAACCAAAGGCAAAAGAUGGAACAAAAGCAGAAAAUGGGUCAUCAGGGUCCAGCAGUACUUCAAGUCGUGCUCCCAAGAAGAACUUUGUGGAGGUGACCGAGCUGACAGACAUCACUUACGUGAGCAACCUUGUGAAGUUAAGGCCAGGACACAUGAACAUCGUGUUGGUUCUCACUGAUGCCUCCAAGAACAUCCUGCUUAGCAAGUUUGCCAAAGAGGUCUAUUCCUUCACAGGGAGCCUGACGCUGCAUUUCUCCUUCCUGAAUAUUGACAAACACACCGAGUGGAUGAACACGCUGCUGGAAUAUGCCCAGGACGCCAUGCAGAUCGAUGCAGACGAGGAUGAUGGGGGAAGCCACAAGGUGGACUACACGGGCUACGUGCUGGCACUUAAUGGCUACAAGAAGUACCUGUGUCUGUUUAAGCCUGUUUACACUGGAGAAGACCUUGACAGUAAGUCAUCUGAGGAUGAAGGGGCCGCUUCUGGAGGCAGGUCCAGGUCCAGUUCCCGUGACGACCACCCAUCGCGCAAAUCCAAUCGAUCCCGCAGCAUAUCCACCCUCCAGAUCCACCACAAACUGGAUCGCCUGGGGUUGUGGAUGGAGAGGCUCAUGGAGGGCACUUUGCCUCGUUACUACAUCCCAGCCUGGCCAGGACUAGACAAGAUCACCCCCUGUAAAUAGGUAAAGGGGAAGGACUUUCUCAUUUAUCUACUGUCACUCUCAAAUGGUUUGAUUCAUUGUGGAAGUGAGGCAAAAACUGCCUCUUUCGCACUUGAGAUAUUUGAUAGGUACAAGUUCUUUUAAUUUUACUACCAACUUGGCUUUAGUCCAACUACUGUGGUACAGCUCCUUUAGCAUACCUCUUAUACUCAUCGCAUGCUGUUUUCAACUGCUGUUUAGUCAUAUUUUAUUCAGGCAAAUGUUGCUGCUACAGCGUGUGAAGAGAAAAUCACUGUGGCCUCCUUGGAGUCGGGUUAGGGUCUGACAGAACUGGUUUAAAAGACCUGAGGGUAACGGUAGAGUCAGACUCUCUCCAGAGACACAAACAUAGUGUUGCACUCCAUUGUAUGCUUGAAGUGCCACAAACAGUAGUGUGACUAACUUAAGAAGCUCUCUGCACAACUGGCCAGCUGUGGCACGAAAUGAGUGUGAAUAAUGGUCACACAAACCACUGACGAGUGUUUCUGGAGCAUCUGACAAGCAGUUUGGACGGAGUGUGAAGGCCUCAUUGAUAAAUACUGUGAAUAGAGAUGCAUGAAACUAACAUUAAAUGUGUUUGCCUUUUUAUACAUCUCAGCUCAGUUUUUGUUUAUGGCAUAGUUUAUCUCCUAAAUGCAGACUCUCUCGUGCAAUAUACCGUACUGCUGUCAUGACAAUGCCUUUUACCCAGGAACCUCAAGGAUCACUCCAUGUCCUUCCUUGAUCACAUGCUUGCAGAAAAACAAAGCCCCUCUUUUUUGUUACACCGAGAUAGUCGGAGUUUGCGGUUGAGUAUUUCACUACAUGCAAAAAUGAUUUAACAACCUCAGUUAGCCAGUAGCUUUAUGUAGCAAACGUAAUAAACAGGCUGUUCCUUUCAUUUUCUCAGUGUUUUCCAAAAGCCUGACUGAUAUUACAUCUUGACCCCUAAAAAGUGGAACUUUAUGUAUGCUUGCUUGUUUAAUUAUUUUUCUUUUGAUACAUUAAAAAAUGUCAAUAUCUUUCUGUUGAUAUCAAGUGAUGUAAAUAUCAUGCAUACAGAGAUCGUCCUAUCUAUACAUCUGUACUUUAUGUCAUUUGGAAAGUAAGGUGAAUGUUUUACAUUAUUGAAAUACUAUCUUUUUUUAAAUUGGUGUCAAAAAAGAGUAUGCUGCUGUAAGAUGUUUCAGUUGGUCUUCUUCAGUGCAUUUAUCUUCUUGUUGGUUGUAAUAAAAUGCUAAAACACUAA